This is a messenger RNA of Anopheles nili, 2631 nucleotides long. RefSeq names its product protein asteroid (gene ast). The record is from RefSeq and is a predicted model, not a curated record. Bases 1 to 2631 code for a protein of 876 amino acids. NCBI's taxonomy places the organism in Eukaryota, Metazoa, Arthropoda, Insecta, Diptera, Culicidae. The transcript has a single exon.
AUGGGAGUUCGCGGUCUCACAACGUUUAUAGCAGGCAACGCAGAAUUGUAUUUGAAACCUUACGAGUUGCGUGAUACAAAUCUCGUCAUCGAUGGUGAUAAUCUUUGCUUGCAACUGUACCAAAAAUCACAGCUCAAAUCAACACCGUUGGGCGGGAACUACGAUAUUUAUUAUCGGACCGUGGUAGACUUUUUCGCAUUGCUUAAACUAGCGAACGUUGUUCCUUACGUGCUGCUGGAUGGUGGGUACGAGCCGCGUAAAAUGUCCGUCGUUCGGAAUCGUAUGUGGAAAAAGAUUCAAGUAAUUAAGAACUUUAGCACAGCAUCAAUCAUGGUGACGAUGCCGCUGAUGCUGCGUGAAGUAUUCGUUGACGCGUUGCAAUCAGAAGGGAUUCAUUUUAUGAGGUGUGCAUUCGAGGCAGAUGACGAAGUUGCUAUCCUAGCGAGGAAACUCAAUUGUCCGGUUUUAAGCUAUGAUUCUGAUUUUUACAUCUUCGACGUGCAGUACAUACCGUACGUAACGUUAACGCACAAGGUCUACCGGAAAGUCACCGAUAAAGGUGGAGAAAAUUUUAAGAUUGGAAUUAUACAGCGAAACCAAUCGAAAAAAACCCAACGUCGCUCUAAGGGAAUCAAAUUCGUAGCGCAGUGUGGAGACGAGGACAUUGUUGAAGGCGCAGAAACUGAAGCUUACUCCUACAUAGAUUGCUGCAUAUACACGAUCGACAACUUGAUUGCACCGUAUGAUCAGUUAAGCAAGGAUAUGAUUCCUUUAUUCGCAGUAUUGCUCGGAAAUGAUUACAUUGAGCGAUCGGUGCUGGCUCCUUUCUACGAAGUAAUUUGUACUGGCCGUGUAAACCGAAAGAUUAAUCGGUACGAGCGCCGGUUGAAGGUGACGCUUAAAUGGCUACAGCAUCAUACGCUCCAGUCGGCUACGCGAGCGAUCAUCAAGCACAUCAAAGGUGAACAUAAGCAGACAGUUUAUCGGCGGAUCCUGACCGCCAUGCGCGGUUAUAAUUGCGAAAACUGCACAUCAUUACAAUAUUUCGGCCUUCAGGAUGUCGCCUCGAGUGAAACACUGGAGGAUGACGAUGUUGAGAUUGAUUUGCACAAUUGCUUGGGAAACGCUGAUGGGCCAGACGAGGAGUGUCCCGAUUUUAGAGACGUUAGUUUUCUGGAUAAUGAACAAGCUGUUGGAGAUGGAGAGGAUGCAACGCAAUCCCAGGAUGAAGAUAUCUCUGAUGACGGGCUGUCGCAAAAAUCUGCCGAUUGUUCCGAAAACACGGAUGAUGAUACAGAAGCUCGAAAUUCGGAAAAGAAUCAUUCAUCAGGUGAAGAAACCAAUGCAGAUGAUGGAGCGCUGGUUCAGCCAAGUACGUUCAGAAAUAAGCACACGGAUAUGAACUGGCCGACAUGGUUCAAGGAGAUCUAUCGAUCAGCGAAAGUUCCCCGGUUUUUAGUUGAUUUGCUACAUUCGAAUUUUUAUCUCAACUACCCACAAAUAGAGGACAUUAACCAGCCGGAUAGUAACGCAAUUAGCUAUCCGAUUUUGCGAACUAUAUUUGCAAUCCUCAAAACAAGUUUCAAAACAACGAGGACCGAGUUCACGUACACCACAAGAAGGGUAAAGCGGAGCGGAUCGAGAAAGGUUCUGUUUAAAGAAGUACGCUUACCAGAAGGAGUCACUUUCGUGCCAAAUGCGGCAUCAAACGUUAAGGUGAUGCAAAAGCUAUUCGAGGAGUGCGGCAUCCAGGAAUGGCGCGAGCUGUUCCAGUCCGUCGACAAGAAUGUCCCGGCCAACUUAAGGCUUUACUUUUUAGCAAUAAUUUACUGGGUAAAAAACUGUCCCAAUGUAAAUCUAGCCCAUGUGCACGCUGUAAUUGUGUGCAUGUUGCAGCUGCAAAUCAUAGACAAGGCAUUAAAGAACCAAAACCGAGAUGUGCAACUUUUCCGCCAGCAGAACCAGUCAUUUCUGGACCAGGAGCGAACAGCGAGUAAAACAUCGCUGAAGAAGACUGAAAAUCAGCAAUCUACAGCAAUGUUUGGACGGGCUUUUUACAAACAGCUCAGCUGUAAUACCCCACGAUCGGAGCUAAUGCUCGCCUACGAUAGCCUUGUGGAGCAUUUUGCUUUGAGCGAGAAAAAGUACGACAAACGAGCGACUUUCGACGUCGCCACCUUGCACACGUUGGCCUGCUUCCAGUCGGUUUGCUACAAUCUGUAUGCUCUGGUUCCAGUGUUGGGCUAUCCGUUCGAAAACCUUCGCAUGCAUGCGCUGUAUAACAGCCUGUUCGCUUACAACGUGUACAACUCGAUCAAUGCCCGUAAGAAUUUGCUCGAGCAUGCCCGAACAACCGUCUUCCAAUACUCGCCCACGCUUUUCACCGCCCUCCGCGUGAUGGUGGAGUUCGUCGAGAAGUAUCUACCAGAGCUGGCAAACCGAUCACGUGCGCUGAAGACUAGAAUCAGGAGCUCGAAGAGCAAAUCAUCGGAAUUUUCCACCCGCUCCGUAAAAAGUGCGCCGGUUCCGUUGGCAAACGACUGGGAAACGAAAGCCGACACGAGCGACAGCGGUGGGGAGGGGUUCAUUGACGAGAACAAUAAAUUUAGUCAACUUUUGUUAGCUAUUUGA